Molecule: messenger RNA, 1587 nt
Organism: Penicillium daleae
Lineage: Eukaryota; Fungi; Ascomycota; Eurotiomycetes; Eurotiales; Aspergillaceae
Exons: 6
Coding region: 1-1587 (528 amino acids)
Biological process (GO): transmembrane transport; carbohydrate transport
Cellular component (GO): membrane
Molecular function (GO): carbohydrate:proton symporter activity
Source: RefSeq, a predicted model, not a curated record
AUGACUGAUACGGCCAAGUCCGAAACCCAUGCUCAUUCUACGCACGAUGAAAGUGCUAUAGAUGAAAAGUAUGAUCCCUCAGCGCAGCCGCAUGCAAUUGAGGCUACUUUUGAUGCCAUUGGAGGCGCUCCAUCUCCAUGGGGUCGUGGUCACUUGCAGUUAUACGGGGCAUGUGCCCUUAUUUACUUGUGCUCGACUAUGAACGGAUUUGAUGGAUCGCUGAUGGGUUCGAUCAAUGUUCUUCCUGAAUACCAGGCAUACUACAAUCUUGGCUCAAGUGGCUCAUCGACAACUGGGUUGGUCUUCUCGAUUUUCAACAUCGGACAGAUGUCGGGCGCUUUAUUUGUCUGGGUCAACGAUAUUUUCGGCCGCAAAAGAACUCUGGCCGUCUCAGCUUUCGGUGUCUGCUGCUCAGCUGUAUUCACUGCUCUCGCUCCAACUUUACCUUCAUUCAUUGCCGCUCGAUUUCUGCUCAGCUUCUGCUCGACCAUUUGCUGCGUUGCCGCGCCUAUGCUACUGGUUGAAAUUGCGCCUCCACUUCAUCGCGCUACUGUGGCUGGUAUCUACAACACUCUUUAUUACAUGGGAAGCAUUAUUGCCACAUUUACAAUGUAUGGUGCCAACAUUCACUUGACCGGAAAUCUCAAAUGGCGACUCCCUCUCUGGCUCCAAAUUCUGUGCCCAGGGUUGGCAUGUCUGGGCAGCUUCUUGUUGCCUGAGAGUCCUCGCUGGCAGAUUGCCCAGGGGAAGUACGAGGAAGCCCGACGAUUCAUUAUCAAGCAUCACGCCAAUGGAGAUGCCAAUCAUCCCAUCGUUGCCAUUGAAAUGCAGGAAAUUGAAGAUUCUCUCGUCGAGGUCCAAUCACGUUCUGUUUUCGCCUGUUUUGACUUACGGAGCUUGUUCAAGUCUCGUGCCCGUCUCUAUAGGGUUAUGCUAGUGGUGGCUAUGGGUUGGUUUGGACAGUUCUCAGGCAACAACGUGGCUAGCUACUAUCUGCCUAUCAUGGUUCAGAAUGUUGGGAUCACGUCCACGAACAUGGUACUUCUAUUAAAUGCAAUCUAUGCGGUCACUGGAUGGGUUGCUGCAACCAUUGGAGCUCGUCUACACGAUAUCGUUGGUCGCCGCAAAAUGCUCAUGGGCUCGUGCCUUGGUAUGUCGGUUACACUCGCGAUUGUCGCUGGUACAGCUGCGUCCUACGAGCACACUGGAAGUGUCCCAUCAAGCUCUGCCAGUAUCGCCUUCAUUUUCAUUUUCGGGGUCGUCUUUGCAGUCGCAUUCACGCCCAUGCAGCCAAUUUACCCAGCUGAAGUCCUGGCCAAUGACAUGCGUUCGAACGGCAUGAUGGUCUUCCAGAUAACCGCAGGAUGUGCCAGUUUUGUCAAUACAUUUGCUGCUCCGAUUGCCAUGAAGAACAUAAAGUAUUGGUUCUACGUCUUCUUCGUAUUUUGGGAUAUCUUCGAGUUUGCUUUCAUCUACUUGUUCUUUGUAGAGACCAAGGGCCGAACUCUGGAGGAAUUGGAUGCAGUCUUCGAAGCUCGUAACCCACGGGAAGCGAGCACUCAGAAACUUGGCACACGACGAGACUGA